This is a messenger RNA of Pogona vitticeps (central bearded dragon), 3774 nucleotides long. It is a transcript of the gene PCMTD2, whose product is annotated as protein-L-isoaspartate (D-aspartate) O-methyltransferase domain containing 2. Gene Ontology annotation, molecular function: protein-L-isoaspartate (D-aspartate) O-methyltransferase activity. Lineage: Eukaryota; Metazoa; Chordata; Lepidosauria; Squamata; Agamidae. Gene Ontology annotation, cellular component: cytoplasm. Gene Ontology annotation, biological process: protein modification process. The record is from RefSeq and is a predicted model, not a curated record.
CCGUCCGUCGGCCGUGCGCCGCGCCUGCGCAGUGGCGUUUCCCCGGGGGAGGUGUUUCCUCCAGCUGAGGGACUGUUGACAGCCGUGAGGGGAGGAAGAGGAGGAGGAGGAGGAGGAGGAGGACGGGCGGACGGACAGACAGACAGACGGGCCGGCGGAGGCGGAGGGGCAGUUGACAAUUGUUUUCUGAACCAGUGUGAGCAAUGGGAGGUGCUGUGAGUGCAGGAGAGGACAAUGAUGAGUUAAUUGAUAACCUGAAAGAGGCUCAGUACAUCCGGACAGAGCUGGUGGAGCAGGCCUUCAGGGCUGUUGACAGAGCAGACUAUUACCUUGAAGAGUUCAAGGAUAAUGCAUACAAAGACUUGGCAUGGAAACAUGGGAACAUUCACCUCUCUGCUCCCUGCAUUUACUCCGAGGUCAUGGAAGCCCUGGAUCUACAACCUGGGCUUUCCUUCUUGAAUCUGGGAAGCGGCACUGGCUAUCUUAGUUCCAUGGUUGGACUCAUCUUGGGCCCUUUUGGCGUUAAUCAUGGUGUAGAGCUUCACUCUGAUGUUAUAGAAUAUGCAAAACAGAAAUUGGACUUCUUCAUCAGAACAAGUGACAGCUUUGACAAGUUUGAAUUCUGCGAGCCUUCCUUCGUCACUGGCAAUUGCUUAGAGAUCUCUCCAGACUGCUGCCAGUAUGACCGUGUCUACUGUGGUGCUGGCGUCCAGAAGGAGCAUGAGGAUUACAUGAAGAACUUGCUGAAAGUUGGUGGCAUUCUUGUGAUGCCCCUGGAGGAAAAGCUGACAAAGAUAACUCGAACUGGUCCUUCUGCCUGGGAGACGAAAAAAAUCUUAGCUGUUUCCUUUGCUCCUCUGAUCCAACCCAAUCAUACAGAUUCGGGGAAGUCAAAACUUGUUCACUUGCCCCCAGUGACAGUCCGCAGUCUUCAAGACCUUGCACGCAUCGCCAUCCGCAGCACCAUUAAAAAGCUGAUACACCAGGAAAUGGCAGGCAGAAACAUAAAUGGCCUUAGAAACCCACCGAGGUUUAAGCGGAGGCGUGUCCGGCGCCGAAGGAUGGAAACCAUCGUCUUUUUGGACAAAGAGGUCUUUGCCAGUCGGAUCUCCAACCCAUCGGAUGAUAAUAACUGUGAGGAGUUGGAGGAGGAGAGCAGGGAAGAGCCGGAAAAAGCCGUCCCUGAACUGAAACCUGAACCGCCUGUGAACAUCCUGAGAGAGAAGGUCUUGAGCCUCCCUCUGCCUGACCCUCUGAAAUAUUACUUGCUUUAUUACAGAGAGAAGUAAAGUCCUUGUCAAAAUAAAAUCCAGAGGUAGGCAGGACAAUAAAACACUCAGUAGGGCUUGACAGAUGUAUGCCACUUGCUUGCCUGUUGAUGUGGCCACAUGUGGUGGUAAGCUGGCUGGGGAACAUGGCUGCCGUGUACUUAUAAUGUGAUAGUGUUUUCCAGAUUCCUUCCCUUGGUUUGUAUGCUCCAGUCUUGUCCUGCAGCAGAACUUCUUUGCUGGAGAAGGGGUUGGGGGCAGGCUGGCAGCAGAACCUUUGGUUGCUUACUGAAAUGAAGAUUUUUGUUCAGAGGAAAACCAAAGGGGAAAGAAAAGCACAACUUUGCUGAAACAUCUGUGGAUUUCUCAGCUAUAGGGGGGGUUUUUUGUUUGGUUUUUUCCCAAGUGGCAUUUUCAGAAAUUAUCUUGAGCAUAGUGAUGGAAUCUGGCUCAGUGGGGCCUGGUUUUUCAAAUACCCCACACACAAAAAGCAGAAUAUUUGCUGCAACAACAACAAAAAGAUAGACUCAGAUUUUGGGACAAACGUUGGGUGUCCUGUUAAAGUUCGUUUUUUUAUCUGCAAGGAGGUAGUUGAGGCAAACCAUUUGUUCACAAGGAAGAGUAAUAUUCCCGGUGAAUCAGUGUGAUCUCAAAAAAAAAUACUUAUGAGAAUUCUUCUUGUUACAGUAGAAGGAAAGGAAAAGAGGUCGCACAGGGUUCAAACUGAAACAAACGAAAUGCAGAGCUUUGUACUGCAGGACUGGUAACUUGAAAAAUUCUUAGGGUCAUCCAAUUUGUGGUUACAUUUGAAAGAGUAUGAAGUGGUUAGAACAAAAAAAAAGUAUCAGAGAAGGAAGUGUCAAUUCUUUAAAAGUCAUCAGACCUUUCUGAGCGUCUGUUGCAUGACUGCCAAACUAGGUAUGUAAUGCUGGGCAUUUUUCUAAUUUGAAGCAAUACCUGGUUUUCUUUUAAGUUGGUUCAGUUUUCUCAGAGUGGCCAGAAACUAGAGCCAGUUAAAUAAAAAUGUAAAAAGAUGAACAUGUUGCUUAAAAGAUGGGUGUGUUGUAAAAAGAUGGAUGUGCCCAUCAUGUAGUAAAAGAGCAAGAAGCUUCUCUAUAUAGGUAUCCUGGUCUGAUCCCCCCCCCUUUAACCAGUUACAUAAAUUUAUUAUUUGAUAGUGUAGAAACAUAUGCUUAACAGACAGUAGUUGAUUUUUUCUUUAAUGCUGGUAGGAUUUUUGCUAUCUUCUUGUAGUUUUUGGCUUCUGACAUCUCACACUUUUAGCAUUUCUGCCAGCUCAGGUGUUUGGGAUAGACUUAAUGGAGGGGUAGGGUGAUAAAUAACAGUUACCUCUUCCACAGCCCCCCUCUCUCUUCACCAUCCAGUUGAUCUGAGUUUGCGUGUGUGUGGCUGAAUCAGCAGCCUUUUCCUUUAUGUAUUUCUUUUGUGGUUCAGGAAUUUGGGCUUUAUCUCAGGUCCACAGAGUCCUGAACUUCUCUUUCUCAUCCUGUGAUCAGGAUAGGCUAGGAAAAAAAUGAAAAGAAAAAAAAACAGCUGUGAAGCUUUGCCCACAAGAGCUGUUCUACUUGUCAGCUCCAAUGGCUCCUAGCCCUUACAUUUCAAAAAGCCAGGUGAGAAUGUGGAAAGGGGGUUGGGGAGGGAGAGAGAAGAGGAUAAAAUUCCUGGUGGCCUCUGCUCCCUAAGGAAAUGUUAACAUCCCAAAAGGAUUUUAGCUUCCAAAUUCCUUUGGUUCUGUAACAGUGAGCUGAGAAAGAACUUCCAAAGAACUUUUCAGUCAAACAGGCUGAAUUGUCUCAAUAAACUUAACAGGUUUAGCUUCCAAUUAAAAAAAAACUUUAAUAAAACAACAAAAGGUCAAGCUUUCGACAGGAAAACACAUCCUGUCAUCUUCAGGAUUACAAACAGCAUAUUAACUACAUUGCAUAUGGUGAUAUACAUUCAGUACAUCACAGAACAUUCCAGGUGUACUAAUUGCUUAAUUGUGAAUUAUUAUUUUUUUAGCCAAUUCAGGCCAUUUGACUGGGGUUGGUCAACUUUUUCUAUGAUCCACCAAGAAAGCAGAAAGGUUUUCAGUAUAAUUCUAUGUUUGAAACCAAAACCAAAAGAAAAAGAAAAAUCAACAGAGACUGGUCGGUUUUCAACAAUGACUUUCUUCUUUUAUUACAAGCCUGUUUGGUUCAGGACUAUCUUGCCAUGUAAAGCUUAUUCCAUGAUCGGGCAAGCUUACUGGUAUCUCACCUGAAAUUAGGAGCUGCCACCAGUUCUUCUCCCUCAUCCAUCCAAAACAAACAGAUCCCUGCUUAUCAACAUUUGGGAAGAAUGCUAUCAUGGGAUUUAUCCCCUUUCCCGGGUCUGGAAAGUAGGAUGAACAAAAUUAAAACCCCCAAAGAAAUUCAAAGCCAAGUGGCAUGCUUCCUUAACUGGGGAACUCCCUGGUGCAUGAAACCAGCAGAAUGGUUAUGGAUAGGCUAGAUUAUUUCUAAGA